AUUUGGAGCUUUUCUCCGAAGAUAUGGAAAAUAUAAGAGGCGUGCUUAGGUCACAUGAUCUUUUGGACAAAAUGGCAGAAGGAGAGGUAGUAAAACUACAGAAUCAUCUGAGUUUACUUCGAGAGGAAUAUGUUAAGCUACAAAAUCGAUUGGCUCAGGUAGAGAAGAAAUACCAGAUUGCUGUUGCUAGUUCUGGUCAGUCAGGAUCAGAUGACAAUUUUGUAGCUAGAUUAUUAAAAACAGUUGCUGAACUGUUCAAUAAAGAACUCUACAGUGACAUAACCAUUCACUUGCAAGGUUCACAACAGAUAUAUGGUCACAGGUUUGUCCUAGCUGCUAGAAGUGACUACUGGGGUCUGCCUGAUCUAUCUUCUGUCAAAGAACUGGAUUUAACUGAUAUAAAGUAUGAGGUAGCCAAUGCAUUGAUGAAGUGGGUAUACACAGAUGAAAUAGAUAUAAAAACAGAUGAUGUCUUCCUGUUAGAGUUACUCAGAGUGGCCACCAGGUUUAAACUUAAGGUGCUACAAGAAAGAUGUGAGAAUGGCUUGAUGUCCUUUGUUAAUAUGAAGAAUUGUAUCAGAUUUUAUCAGACAGCCGAAGAAAUAUCUGCUGAACUACUGAAGCAACAUUGUUCUGAACUGAUAUCUAACCACUGGAAUGAUUUUACGAGUGAUGAUUUUGAGACGAUGCCAGCACCUUUACUGUACAGUAUGUUUAAGGCUAAGACAGAAUUUCCUCUACACACUGCGAUAAGAGCCAAGAGGGAAGAUGUUGUUUUCUUAUAUCUCAUGGAAUUUGACUCUCAGUUAUCAAAUAAGUUGAACGAGGUUGAUGGUAAAGGUGACCUUCCUCUUGACCUUGCCCUACAUUCUAGACAAGAAAGCAUUGCACAUACACUGAUUAAACACAGAGUUGAUGUAAACAGGAGAGAUAACUCUGGAAAAUGUCUCUUACACAAAGCAAUUAAAAGAGGAGAUGAGUUUUCUGCAGAGUUUUUGAUCACAAACAAAGCUGAUGUUAACAUGACAACACAUUUAGACAAAGAAACACCCCUACACAUGGUAGCAUCAUUUAACCCUGAUGUAUCAAGUCCAGAUGUCAUAAAAGGGAUGGCAAGGAUAGCACAGAAACUGUUAGAGCAUGGUAGUGAUCCCAACCAACAGGAUACUGCUGGCAGUACUCCAUUACAUUGUUCUGUGUUCUGUAAGAAUGAGGCAGUGAUGCAGGUCUUAUUAAACAGUAGUAAAACCAACCUGGAACUGAAGAACCUCGAGGGACAUACAGCUCUAUGGCUAGCUAUACAACAGGUAGCAGAAAAAGAAGGUGAUGUUGAGGAAGUAUACGGAGAGAGUAGUAUAGCAGCUCAGUUGUUAAGGAAAGGAAGUUCUGCUGAUGCUGUGGAGCCUGAAACCGGUGAUGUUUUGUUGCAUUUAGCCACUAGAUGUGGAAAUGAGAGAGCUGGAAUAUUUCUGGCUAAGAAUGGUGCAAAAUUGAAUCUCACAAACAAUAAGGGAGAGACAGCCCUUCAUUUAGCAUGUGAAAAGGGACUCUUAAAACUGACAGAAAUAUUAUUAGACAAGGGAGCUAACCCAAAUUCUCAAACAUUAAAACCAUCCCACUCAGCCACAGAACAAUUAACAUUUGAUGGAGAACAGCCUCCUGUUUCUCAACAGACACCUCUCCAUCUAGCUCUAGUCCAUAGACAUAGUGAUAUCGUAGAGAUAUUUCUACAGCAUAAAGUUAAAGCAGCACACAGUGAGGAUGGGAUUAAGAUACUACCCAACUUCAAUCUUAAAGAUUCCGAUGGUCAGACAGUAUUAGGUCUGGCUCUAUGGAGCAACCUUCAUUCUGAGGCAGCUAGAUUGUUAGGAGCAGGAGCCAACAUCAAUGAGAAGAAUUCCGAUGGAUUGACAUUAUUACACCAAGCUAUAGAGAAACAGGAUACAGCCAGUGCUCUGUUCUUAAUAGAACACCAGGCAGACCUUGGUGUAGUCACACCAGAUGGUGAGAUUCCCUUACAACAUGCUAUAAAGCGCCAUCUACCUGUCGUGGUUGAUAUUCUGUGUAAAAGGGGAGCUAAUAUGAAUCUACCUGACAAGGAAGAUAACUGCCCACUAUGGAAUGCCUUGGAUUCAGGACAACAUGAUAUAGCACAGAUACUUGUAAAACAUGGAUGUGACCUUGACCUGUGGUCAGCAGGACCUGGUGGUUGUAGACAAACAUUAUUACACAGAGCAUUAGAUGAGAAUAAUGAAUCCGUAGCCUGUUUUCUCAUCAAAAGUGGUUGUGAUAAGAAUAGUCCACGAAAACCAGGACCAAAUGGUGAAGGGGAAGAAGACGCUAAAGAGUUAUCUUCCCCUUUACACCUGGCCUGUUGUUGGGGACUAGAGACUGUUGUACAGUGUUUGAUAGAGCAUGAUGCUGAAGUUAAUGUCAAGGAUGCCGAUUCCAAGCGCCCAGUUCAUGUUGCCAUAGAAAAUCAGCAUACUGUGAUUAUCUCCCUUCUUUUAGCCCACCCUUCAUUAGAUCUGACUGUACGUGACAAAAAUGGAUUCACUCCGUUUGCUGCUGCCAUGACAACUAAAAAUAACAAAGCAGCACAGGCCAUAUUAAAUAGAGAACCAACUGCAGCUGAACAGGUUGAUAACCGAGGUAGAAACUUCCUUCACAUAGCCAUACAGAAGACUGACAUAGAAAGUGUGUUGUUUCUCAUCAGUAUAAAUGUUAAUGUUAAUUCUCCUGUACAAGACUCGAAACAACUAAUGCCAUUACAUCUAGCUGUCAUGCAUGGAUCUGAGAUUAUUGUCAGGAAUUUGUUGUUAGCAGGAGCAGAUGUCAAUGCCAAAAACAAACAAAAAAUGACCUGCCUGCACUUAGCAGCAGCAGAUAACCACGCCAGUAUAUGUUCUGUAUUGUUAGACAACAGGAUAGAGUUUGAUGCCUUAGAUGAGAACAAUAACAAUGCAUUGCACAUAGCUGUUCAACAAGGCCAUCUACAAGCUACUAGAGUGUUGUUAACAGAAUCACAAAUAAAUGCUGAAGCUGUUAAUGCUAAAGGACAGAUGCCUAUCCAUGUACUAUGUCAGUAUGGGAGAGAUAAUGCAGCAGCCAUCUUUGAAUUGUUUAAAGAGAGUAUGCCUGAUUACCCAAUAGAUGCUGUUGACAGUGAGGCAAAUACAGGUUUAUUACUAGCCUAUGUGAAUGGCAAUGGUAACUUAUGUAGAGCAUUGGUCAGAGCUGGAGCUAAGCUAGGAACAAUGAACAGACAGGGAUUAAAUAUAUUUAAUGCACCUGUUGCUACCAAACAAUUACUUUUCAAAUUAUUAGAUAUGUUAUCUAAAGAACCAGCUUGGUCAGAAGGAGAGAUUUGUUUAGAAUGUUGUGUUAAAUUUGGAAUCAAAACAAGAAAACAUCAUUGUCGUCACUGUGGAAGACUUCUUUGUGCCAAGUGUUCAUCUAAAGACAUGCCAAUUGUGAAAUAUAAUCAACAAAAACCUGUUCGUGUUUGUGAUGUUUGUUUUGAUGUGCUAAGUUUAGGCGGUGUAUUUUAAUGUCAUAACAAUGUUGUUUCAUUGUACCACCUUACAUUGCAAUGUUAACCUUAAAUGUUUGUGAUAUGAUAUGAAAUGGUCAGUUUCAUGUGUACAUGUUCAUAUUUUGUGCAUUUAGAUUACAGAGUGAAAAAGCAAGUUAGUAAUAGGUUGUCUAGAUGUACCUUUGAUCUUGAAUGCUGGAUAAUGUUGAACUGCAUCAGUUGUUUUAAGAAAUAUAAAGAGAAAGUAGAUGGAAAAGUAUGUGGUAAUUUCAUAACUAAAAAAGAUUACAUGAUUAAAAAUCUUAAAUAUAGAUCAAAUAAAAAAACCCCGAUAUAAUAUCUUUUUCGAUAAAGGUUAAGUAUCAAUUUUUCACCAUAAAUAAUGAGAAUAACCAACACAGGGCAGCAUUUGAUCAAAACAUUUAUUGAGCAUGGUGAACAAACAGUAUGAAAAUUUUACAGAAUUCAGCUUUCUCGUUUUUAUUCAGAAGGCUUUGAGGUUUUUGUUAACAUUUGUGUUAGAUGUGUUUGUUGUAUUGUUUUUGUUUUUGUGUAAAUUUAGUUAAAAAUCUGACAGAUAACUUUGAAUCUUUUUUGUAUGCACCAUAAUUUUUUGCAUACAGAUGUUGAUUAAUAUUGUCCCUUAAACAAACUGGUGGCAGGAGUGGAUUCUAGUGAAGGAUACAUCAUAAAAUCAGGGAUAAACAUAUUUUUUGUCAAAAUUGUAUCGACUAUUGCCACACUAAUUAUAAAUCCUGUAUUAGUGCUUGGAUGAGCUUCAAUUAAUGCAUGUGCUUUAUAGAGAUGUGCCAAAAUAGUGUCAUAGAAAAAAGAGAAUAAAAGCUGUUGCUUAGAAUUUUUUUUAAAGUUUUUUUUUAUAGUUUUUUACAUAGAUAGUCAGUGUAGCAUUUAACAUGUGCAAUAUUCUGUGUAUUUCUAUACCUGUACAUAAUACCAUCAUAUGCUUGUCAGAAUUAUGUUAAAUGAACCAGUUCACUAUGUAAGAUGGACUAAGUUAUUUAAAGCUAGAUAAAAUUGAUAUUUUUUUAAGCUCAAUUUGUUUCAGAAAUAAAAAAUCAUGAAGUAUUUUCUAUGUCUAAACAGCCUUGACCUCUUACAAAAAAGGGUGAACAAAUUAUGGUGUAAUUGAUUCAUAUUUUAUUGUACAAAAGUGGUUGAUGUUUUAAAUAAGAUGAACAUGUAGAGUUGUAAGAAUGUCUGAACUAAUACUGUAAACCUAUAAUUAACACUACCAUUUUGUUAAGAUAACUGACAUUUGAGAGUGAAGAGAGGAAUAAUCAAUUCUUAUUUGAUUUCUUCUCCUAUAUUUGUUUAUUUUCUGUUAUUGGUGCAUAUACCUGUACCUUAUUACCUUAACUUUUCUUAAACUUAUUUUUGUUUUUUAAUAAAAGGUUGUUUGUGUGAUCUAAUACAUAAACUGAAUAUUUUAUAGUGGCAAAAUUAUUUUUUACAAUAUUCUACGUACAUAGUUUUUUUAUGCCCCACCUACGAUAGUAGAGGGACAUUAUGUUAUCUCGUCUGUAUGUCCUUUCAUCUGUCUGUCUGUCUGUUCAUUCGUCACUUCCUUAGUCUGUGCGUUCUUAGCCCCGCUUCAGGUUAAAGUUUUUGGUCUAGGCAGUUUUUGAUGAAGUUUAAGUCCAAUCAACUUGAAACUUAGUACACAUGUUCCUAAUUAUGAUAUGAUCUUUCUAAUUUUAAUGCCAAAUAAGAGUUCUGACCCCAAUUUCAAGGUCCACUGAACAUAGAAAAUGAUACUGCAAAUGGGGCAUCCAUGUACUUUGGACACAUUCUUGUUUAUAAUAUAAAUUUGUUGGUUUUUUUUAGUUACAAAAUUUAUUCUGCCACAUUUACAGUAUAAACUUGAAGGGGACUGACUUCAAAGAUAAAAAAAUAAAUUGAGAUUUUUUAAAUCUGUAAAAGUAUAACCAAUUACAGUUGCUUUCUUGUAGAUAUAAGUGUUGCUUUCUUAUAGCCUGAGAAAGGACAAUCUUAUGGUUGCUUUCUUAUAGACUGAGAAAGGAGAAUCUUAUGGUUGCUUUCUUAUAGCCUGAGAAAGGACAAUCUUGUGGUUGCUUUCUUGUAGACUGAGAAAGGACAAUCUAAUGGUUGUCUAGGGAUUGUUUAGGAGAAAUAAUCUGAUAAUCAAGAAAAUAAAUGAGAUUUCCUGUGAUGUACACUGUAUAUUAGUGCAAUAUUAUACUGUGGAUUUAUUAUUAUUCAUUGGAUACCAAUUUUCGAGGGUUUUAUGGAUACAGUUGAACCACAAUUUCAAAUGUUCAAUGGAUAACAUAUUUUCAAUAGGCUUUGUAUACAGAGAUUGGCAAAAGCAUGAAAUCAAAUGUCCACGAAUAUGCAAGUUUUCAGCAAUCCACAAAAAUUGAUAUCCAUGAAAAUAAGUGAAUCCACAAUAGUUAGGUUCAAAUACAAUGUAUUUGUAUUGUAGAUUGCUUUCGGUUUUGUACUGCUGAUAAGCUUGUUAUGAAAUUUUUAUUUGUUAUACCGUAUAAAUGUGCUAUUAAUAGAUCAUUCCGUAUAUUAUAAGUAUAUUAUAUCAUUCAUUUGUUAUUAGAAAAGAAAUAUAUGAUACAAAAUUU
Mytilus trossulus (common blue mussel) is the source of this 6150-nucleotide messenger RNA. RefSeq names its product rabankyrin-5-like. The transcript has 25 exons. Gene Ontology annotation, molecular function: metal ion binding; protein binding. Bases 24 to 3551 code for a protein of 1175 amino acids. The record is from RefSeq and is a predicted model, not a curated record. NCBI's taxonomy places the organism in Eukaryota, Metazoa, Mollusca, Bivalvia, Mytilida, Mytilidae.